Pseudocercospora fijiensis CIRAD86 is the source of this 726-nucleotide messenger RNA. RefSeq lists its product as uncharacterized. Lineage: Eukaryota; Fungi; Ascomycota; Dothideomycetes; Mycosphaerellales; Mycosphaerellaceae. The coding region runs from base 1 to 726 and encodes 241 amino acids. The record is from RefSeq and is a predicted model, not a curated record. The transcript is spliced from 7 exons.
AUGCAACGAUUCACGGAGACGCAACCCAAACACACUCCGUUCCCCGUUCCGUUCAGCACACCACCGUCAAUUCAUGCCAUGCCUCGACAGACCUUCUCAUAUCAGCGCGAGCCAAGACUCCACCCCUCAGCCGGAUCCCGUCUCUCCCCAAUCCGAGUCGAAAACCAAACCGGCCCAUCCCAGCUCACGUACCUCUACCGCUCAAUGCGCUCAUUGCCUUCUAUUCUUAGCCCAUCGUACAUGUGUGUACAUACAUGUACGUACCUUGCCUUGCGUGCAAUGCAAGCCGUGCCUGGAUGGGAUGGGCUCACGGGACUCAAUAAUGCUCGAGUAGUAGUCUAUUGCGGCCAGCGAAAAGAAGCAUCAGUCAUACGCUCACGCUACUCACAUGUCAGUGAACCGAUCACAUUCAGGAAUCUUGAAAAUCGACACAGCAUUUCGCAACGCUGUCAUCUCAUCCUCAUCUCAUACCAUCAUACCUUUUAUGUCAUGUAUAUAAAAGUGUAUGCAAUGCCUAUCCCCUUCGCUCGUGCUCCCAUUCAGGUGUCGUGUCGUAAAGCCAACCCCCAAAUCGCUCAUAACCUGCAACUGGUACCAAGGCCAAUGACUGAUGCAAUCGCAGACCUCCACAAUGCGCUCCAGGCUCCUGGUCGUUCCUCUUCUAUCGACGACGACGACCCGUCCGAGACUCGCGCUUCAAUUACAUGCUUGCUUGCAGAUCCUUGA